UCUUCCUCCGGUUGAAAAUAUGGCCGGAAUUUUCAGAAACAAAUCGGGCGUCGCCCUCCUCGCUCGGCUCCUCCACCCGCCGGAUUUCUCUUUUCACGGCCGCUCGAGGAGAUCCUUUCAAACCCUCGCCUACGAAGAGCUCCAGACCUCACCGGACCGACCUUACGAUUCCACUGCUUUCAUCCUUCACGGCCUCUUGGGAUCGGGAAGAAAUUGGAGGUCUUUCUCUCGCAAUCUCCUUUCGCGGCUUUCCGAUUCCUCUUCUACUGAAUGGAGAGUGGUGCUUGUGGAUUUAAGGAACCAUGGAAGAUCGGCUGAACUGGAGGGAUUCGAUCCUCCUCACGAUAUGGUAAAUGCUGCCAAGGAUUUGGGGAAAUUAGUUCAAUCUCAAGGCUGGGCGUGGCCGGAUGUUGUUAUGGGUCACUCCAUGGGUGGGAAGGUCGCGCUUCAAUUCGCUCAGAGCUGUAAUUGUGGUGAUUAUGGAGAUUCAGCUUCAUUGCCUAAGCAGCUAUGGGUGUUUGAUUCCGUCCCUGGAAAUGUGAUCCCCGAAAAUAGCGAUGGAGAAGUUGAGAAAGUUUUGAAGACUUUGCAGGGUUUACCUUCAUUGGUACCGUCAAGGAAGUGGCUUGUUAAUCAUAUGAUUGAACUCGGUUUCUCGAAGUCAUUAUCAGAAUGGAUAGGCAGCAAUCUGAAGAAAUCUGGGGAGCAUGAGACAUUUACUUUUAAUCUUGAAGGAGCUGUGCAGAUGUUCAAUUCUUUCAGGGAGACAUCAUAUUGGUCUCUUCUAGAGCAUCCACCAAAAGACAUGGAGAUUGCAAUUGUGCGAGCGGAGAAUAGCGAUCGCUGGAAUCGUGAAACCGUUCAGAACCUUGAAAGCCUCUCCAGCAAGGGAUCUGAAGGAAAGGUUUCGGUUCAUGUUCUUCCCAACUCUGGCCACUGGGUUCAUGUCGAUAAUCCGAAGGGGCUCCUCGGCAUUGUUGCUCCAAAAAUUUCAUCCCUUUAAUUCUACUCGGUCUCGAGACAUUAGUUUUCUACCAUUAAUUAAACCAAAUAUUUCUUUAGAUCAUGAGUUCUACCCCAUCUUUUAUCAUCAAAUUCUGAUGAUCAUUUACGACAUUGUCGAUUAGUCGGCCGUCACGACGGAAUCUUGUGACAGGAAAAGGAACUACAUCAUUUGAGUUAUCUUGAUUUUCUGUUUGUAUGAUGAUAAUAAGCCACCUUGAAUUGACAAUAGAAUGUUUUGCCGUAUGUAAUAUGUAUGACUGGGAUUUCGACCAAUUAAGGGAGCCAAAAAAA
Momordica charantia (bitter melon) is the source of this 1296-nucleotide messenger RNA. Its product is annotated as alpha/beta-Hydrolases superfamily protein. Lineage: Eukaryota; Viridiplantae; Streptophyta; Magnoliopsida; Cucurbitales; Cucurbitaceae. The record is from RefSeq and is a predicted model, not a curated record.